Messenger RNA from Anarrhichthys ocellatus (wolf-eel), 3033 nucleotides. It is a transcript of the gene cdc7, whose product is annotated as cell division cycle 7 homolog (S. cerevisiae). The transcript has 12 exons. Gene Ontology annotation, molecular function: protein serine/threonine kinase activity; ATP binding. Gene Ontology annotation, biological process: protein phosphorylation; mitotic DNA damage checkpoint signaling. Gene Ontology annotation, cellular component: nucleus. The record is from RefSeq and is a predicted model, not a curated record. NCBI's taxonomy places the organism in Eukaryota, Metazoa, Chordata, Actinopteri, Perciformes, Anarhichadidae. Bases 208 to 2037 code for a protein of 609 amino acids.
GCGAGAUUUCAGGGACGUCACUUUUAGCGCGGAGUUUGUUGGCGGAAAAGUCUAAAAAGCUCAAUAAACUCUUAUAUUUAGCCGCAGCCCGAGUUAUAUUUACAUAUAUUCGUUUUCGUCGAUUCCACAUUAUCUCAGGACUGUAUGCUGUGCUCAUGAAAUUGUCGUUUGAAGAAACUGUUGCACUUUACAGCAGCAACUAACGCGAUGGAGCUGUUUCCUGUCUGCACUGAAGGCGUCAGCACAGACGGAUGUGUCAUUAAAUCAGACAGAGGUCAGAGGAAAAGCAAAGUCUCAAGGGAAGUGGAAAUAGACAUUGAGAUCCUCUCCAAAGCCGUCCCUCAGCUGGCCAAGGUUUUCCGCAUAACAGACAAAAUUGGAGAAGGUACGUUCAGCUCGGUGUAUCUGGGUGAGGCUCAGAUGCUGGAUGGGAGGAGAGAGAUGUUCGCCCUGAAGCACCUCAUCCCAACCAGCCAUCCCACACGCAUCGCUGCUGAGCUUCAGUGUCUCACUGUUGCUGGAGGCAGAGAGAACGUGAUAGGCGUGACGUAUUGCUUCAGGAAGGACGACCACGUAGUGAUCGUCAUGCCCUAUAUGGAACAUCAAGCUAUUGUUGACAUUAUUGGCUCAUUAAGCUUUGAAGAAGUCCGUCUGUACAUCUUUCACCUGUUGACGGCCCUGAGACACAUCCACCAGUUUGGCAUCAUUCACAGAGACAUCAAACCAAACAAUUUCCUCUACAACAGGAACAGCACAACGUACGCGCUGGUGGACUUCGGCCUGGCUCAGGGUACAGCGGACACCCACAUUGAGCUGCUGAAGGUAGUGAGGCAGAGGGCAUCGCAAAAAGGUGGAGGGUCCACGGGGAAACCAGACACUACACAGCGUAGCAAAGCACCACCAAGACUCCUUCCCAGAACCACCGCCACAGCCUCACCCUCACUGCCUCUGCCUGCACAGCAGUCCAUGAACUUGCCGCCUUCCUGCUCUUCUUCCUCCACCGCCACCUCCCCCUCAGCCUCUCAGAAAGCACUGGUUAAAAAAGCUCGCUCUGUCACCCCCACCGCCUCUCGCACAAAGCACACCAAGGAUUUGACAGGACUACGCAAAGUGCCCCGUCCUGUGUUUGGAGAGAGGAACCUGAACAGCUGCACUCGCGCUCCAUCCACCACCAAGCAAGCUGCCAUAAAGACAGAGUCGGUAAAACCCAGCAAAACAGAGGAGCCAGCCAGUCGAAAGUGCUCUUCCGUCAGCCGGGGCCCGCUGCCUGCGAGGACCCAGAGCAGCGGUCAGAGGCCCCAGAGGACGGUACAGCAGGGCCUCACCUGUAACUGCUACCUGACUGACCGAGUCUGCAACAUCUGCAUGUCCAGGAAGCCGCAGGUGGCUCCCAGAGCUGGAACCCCGGGCUUCAGAGCACCAGAAGUCCUCACAAAGUGUCCCAACCAAGGAACAGCCAUAGACGUGUGGUCGGCUGGUGUGAUCCUGCUCUCGCUGCUCAGUGGCCGCUACCCGUUCUUCAAAGCCAGCGACGACCUGAUCGCCCUCACUCAGAUCAUGAGCAUACGAGGCUCCAGAGAGACCAUCCAGGCUGCCAAGGCCUUUGGCAAAGCAGUGGCAUGCAGCCGGGUGCUGCCUCGGCAGGACCUCAGAACGCUGUGUGAGACGCUGAGAGGACGGAGGCCGUCACCGGAUGAUGAAGUCACACCGCUUCCCGACGCCAACGAAGACUCCACUGUCACCCGUCACCACCGGGUCCAAGAGGAUACGCCCACACACCGUCCCACCGAAGGAACAUUAAAGCAGCACAAAGGUGGAGCAGGUGAAAGUGCUGAGAGGGAACACUCGGGGAACACGGAAACCACUCGCCUUAAGCAGAGCUCAGAGACAGACUGCAAGGUGAAGGAGGACGUGCAGGACUGGGACAGAGUCCCCCAUGAGGCCUACAACCUGCUGGACCGGCUGCUGGACCUGAACCCUGCCACCAGGAUCACAGCUGCUCAGGCCCUGCAGCACCCGCUGUUCAAAGACCUGUGAAAUGGGACCAGGAGUCUCACAUCAACAGAACAGAACUGCCAGCGUCCUAGUCUCUGGUUCACGUACUGAGUCUGCCCACUAAAGAGAAAUAAUGCUGCAAAGUGGAGAGAAAGUGUGUGUGUGUGUGUGUGUGUGUGUGUGUGUGUGUGUGUGUGUGUGGUUCUGAGAGAUUUUGGUCUGGCGAGAAGGAGUUCACCAUUUUCUCUCAUCCACCCGUUAAAUGCUUUAUAGAUUUUAAUAUAAAUAUUCAUUCAAGACGGGUUUGACUUGCUGGUUCACGCGUCAGCAGUUCAUGGCAGCUAUGGUGCGGAGUACUUUGAGGAUGGACGUGUUAUUACUGUGGGCUAGUGUGAUGCCGCGGGUCAAGUUUGGCCUUUUUAUGUUCUGGACAGGGUCUUGUUAAGAGGGGAAAGUACGUAUGUUGUUCACUAUUGUCAACGCUGCCUUAGCACCGCUGUAUGAAGCGACUAUUUCUGAAGUUUGAACGGGCUUUUGAUUUAAAAGUGCAUUUUAAUAGUAUGAAUGCUACUCUACGAGUGUCUGUUUUAGCAGUUAUAAUUUAUAACACGGUAAAUGUAAAGUCUCUCUCGUUUGGAUGUUUUAAUAAAGGGAAGGAAAAACCAGCACGUGGCUGCUAUUAUCAGUAUGUAACAUCUUACAUUUAUGGAGCAUUAAGUUCUGACUUAUUACUUUUUUUUCUUGCUAAUAGCUUUGUAAUUAUUGGGUAGGUGUGAAUUUCAUAAAUUGCUUCAUAGACUGAUUUUAAGUCCAACUAUUCUGCAGGCACCUCGGAGGCAAUAUCCAUUGUUUUUACCAUAGAAAAUAUCACUUAAUAGAACAGCACCUUAUUUAAACUCGUGUGUACAAGAGUUUGAAAGUUUAUUACAGAAGCAAUACAAACUUUGCAGCCAUUAUUUGGAUGUUUUAUAGAUACUGAAACAUUUUAAACGAACCAGCAAACUAAACAACUGAAAAAACACACCAGCACUGUAUGAU